Molecule: messenger RNA, 1810 nt
Organism: Menidia menidia (Atlantic silverside)
Lineage: Eukaryota; Metazoa; Chordata; Actinopteri; Atheriniformes; Atherinopsidae
Source: the annotation of a GenBank genome assembly
GGAUGGGGACGCGCGCGUCUGCUCCCGGAUCCCGCGCGCUCUGAGGUUUGGCAACAAAAAGCCUGGAAACGCGCCGUCCGCCACCUCGGGACUAUUUCAUGGCAAUAACCGAGUCAGAGCCUGUGAUCCUCAGGGAACAGACAUGGUGGCCAAACUUCUGCUGCCCAUCGCUUUAGCAGCAAGCUUCAUGUCAAAUGGAGUGUCCGGGGCCACAGCUACCACAAAAAAAGCGGUGAAGAACAACUCGGGUGUGACACCCGCGGGGCUGUGCGGGACCUGGAUAAAGGAGGCCGAUGGAGGGUAUUUCACCUCACCCAAUUACCCCGAGAAAUACCCACCGGAGAGGGAAUGCAUCUACAUUAUAGAAGCCUCACCACGACAGUGCAUCGACCUGUAUUUCAACGAGAACUACGCCCUCGAGCCGUCCUGGGAGUGUAGGUUUGACCACAUCGAGGUCCGCGACGGUCCCUUUGGUUUCUCCCCCAUCAUCGGCCGCUACUGUGGGCAGGAGCUCCCCUCCUACAUCCGCUCCACCGGACGCUACCUGUACAUCAAGUUUGUGGCUGACGGGGAGCUGGAGGCCAUCGGUUUCUCUGCCCGGUAUAACUUCACACAAGAUCCUGAGUUUACAGAACUUGGAGAGCUGCCAGCUCUGCCAUUUUGUGACUUUGAGCUGACCGGUCCAGAGGGUUAUGUGGAAUCGGCGCAGAUAGCCCGAGAAGGACGGGCGCAGCUAACCGAUGCAGUGGACUGCAGGUGGUACAUCAGGGCGCCACCCAGAGCUAAGAUCUACAUGCGUUUCCUGGAAUAUGAAAUGCACAAUUCAAACGAGUGCAAGCGCAACUUUGUGGGCAUCUAUGAUGGCAGCAGCUCGGUGGAGCACCUGAAGAAUAAGUUCUGUUCCACGGUGGCCAUCGACGUGAUGCUGGUGACCUCUCUGGGCGUGGUCAGGCUGUGGGCGGACGAGGGAAGCCGGAAAAGCAGAUUCAAGAUCCUGUUCACAACUUUCCAUGAACCUCCGUGCGAACGAGACACGUUUUUUUGCCACAGCAACAUGUGCAUCAACAACAGCCUGGUCUGCAACGGGAUCCAGAACUGUGUUUACCCAUGGGACGAGAAUCGCUGCAAAGAGAAGAGAAAGGCCAGUAUCCUGGACACGCUGGACCACACAAACCUCACCAUCAUUGGAGUAACCUGCGGCCUGGUUGUCGUCCUGCUCGUCAUUUCUAUAAUCAUUCAGAUCAAACAGCCACGCAAGAAAUACAUUGUUCGCAGAGAUGAGUUUGACCCUGCGGACCUCCAUCCCGGCUUCGAUCCGCCUCACUAUGAGCUCUGCACGCUUCGCCGGGCUCCCUCCGGGGAGCUGACUGAAGCCGCCCUGGCCGAGGACUUUCACAAACUCAGACGCUCCGAAAGCAAGUGCAUCCGGGACCACCACUGCGGCUCCCAUCAGGGAAGCGUGCACGGCAGCAUGCACGGCAGCAUCCACGGGAGCCGCAGCAACCUCAGCAUGAGGGACGCCACCAUCGCGCCGGACGGGGGGGCUCUGGUUUCCCCGGCGAUGGUGGGUCAGAUGUCUCCACACCUGUCCCACCACAACACGCCGGCAGGCCGACGCAGCAUCCUGGUGAUGAAGCACAGCUACUCCCAGGAUGGGGCCGAAGGCUACAGGCCAGAGGACGAGGAGGACGACUUGAUGAUGGAUGUCGGUCCGAGUAACAACAUGCACCACAUGCACCACCAUCAGAUCCCCCAUGGUCCGUCAGGGCUGGGCCACACUGUCCAUCGUACACUAUCUAAUGACUUUUAA